AUGACAGGAAGGAAGGAAGAGCUGAGGGAGUUUCAGUCCCUAAAGGAUGGUGGAUGUGUGAAGUAUGGCAAUAACUCAUAUGGCACAAUCAAAGGAUAUGGUAUGAUAACCAAUGGAGACUUUUCUAUUCGAAAAGUAGCUUAUGUGGAAGGAUUGCAGCAUAACCUCACGAGUGUGUCACAAUUACUUGUGGGAACAGGUUUGAAGGUUUCAUUCGAUGAUGAGGGCUCUGAAAUAAUUGAGAAGCAAUCCAAAAAGGUUUUGUUAAAGUCUGAACGCAAGGGAGAGAUGUAUCCUUUGAAUCUCAACCCAAUUCGAGGAAAACCAGCCAUAUACCUGCUAUCAAAGAAAUCAGAUGCGAUGCCCAAGUUGAAGUCGUUCAUCAAGCAAGUGAAAGUACAACUACGAAUGCUGAAAGUUCAAAGGAGCAAUAGUGCCUUGGGGGAAAUAUUUCCUGAAUCAGGACAAGUCUCGGUUCCAAUAUCCAACUUAUUUGAAGGGUACAUUCAGCUAUUUGAUGAACCAGAGAAAGCAGAAAACUCAUAA
This is a messenger RNA of Lactuca sativa (garden lettuce), 546 nucleotides long. RefSeq lists its product as uncharacterized. Lineage: Eukaryota; Viridiplantae; Streptophyta; Magnoliopsida; Asterales; Asteraceae. The record is from RefSeq and is a predicted model, not a curated record.